AUGAGAAGUCUGAUCUCCUUGUCGGUGAUCGCUCUCACUUGGGCGCUUGAUUGCCCAAGCAAUAGUCAGGAAUUCAAUGGAUAUUGCUAUCAAGCAUUGGUCGCUUUUCCAUCAAAUUACACCCAAUCUGACACAUAUUGUGCUGGAAGAGGAUUAGCGAACAGUCAUUUGGCAUCGGUCAUGAAUCAAUUUGAGAAUCUUUUCAUGGCCAGCCUUUUACCAGCUGGCACAAAAGCUUUCAUCGGUGGAAUGCGGGGAUCGAAUGGAGCUUUCACUUGGUCUGAUGGAUUGCCGUUUGCGUUUGAUAAUGUGGACAGAACUACAAAUGGUGGACCAUGUUUGGUUUUGGAUCAAGUGUCGAAGAAAUGGCAACAAGUCAAUUGCUCGGAUGGAUACGCUUUCAUUUGCAAAAUCACUGAAACCCCACCAUUCGUCAUUUCAAAUAGCACUGGAUUUAAGAAAGCCGCCGACUAUUUGCUGAGAGGAAUGGACCCGAGUGCGAAUCCAUGUGAAGACUUUUAUCAAUUCACUUGUGGUACUUUCUUGAACAACACCGAUUUGAAUGGAAGAUCGAGAGUCGGAAUCUAUGACGAAUCGCAAACAGAAGUCAAUCGACAAACAUCGGUUGCUUUAGAUGCGGUCACUUCGAGCUCAUCGCUUACAGAAAGGAUCACGAAAGCUGCCUACAAUGCUUGUGUCUACAACUAUAAUCAAGCUGAUGUCGUCGAUAAAACACAAACAAUCUAUCAAGAGAUCACCAAUGCCUUUGGCAUCACGGAUCUUCCUUUCUUCUUGGACCCAAGCUCUCUCUCAAUGUUCUCCAUUCCCACAACACAAAUCUUCUCUGCAGUCGGAUAUUUUGAGGGCACUCACGCAUUGGGGACUCUUCUCUUCUCGUGGUCCACUGUUGACUAUCAAAAUAUUACGCAGAAUGCACUGUUUAUGGAUCAGCCAGGCCUUCCCCUCCCCCGUGACUACUACGUUAAACCGCAAUUCUUGACAAAAAUCGAAGAUCACGUUCAAGAAUAUGCUGAUCUAAUCUCACUUGUUGCUGCAAAUUUGGGCAAAACGGUGGACCCAAAUGCAAUCUAUCAGAUGGCUGCCGAUGUUGUAAACUUUGAAAUCUCAAUUGCUGUUGCUUCAUUACCAGAUGAGGAAGAGAGAAAUUAUCGACAAAUGUACAAUCCAUAUACAAUUGAUGGACUGAGACAAGCCUAUCCGAACAUUGAAUGGACUGCUUAUUUUGACAAAUUGUUGAAAAAUGUCGGCCUUACGAACUCGAUUUUCCAAUCAAAAGAGGCGAUUGUUGAUGAGCCGACGUAUUUCGCGUGGUUGAACUCACUGUUUUCUGGGAAAAGUGUCUCAUCAGCUACAAUUGUCAACUAUAUUGCUGUUCAAGCUAUCUAUGACUCAGCCGAUUUCCUCGGUGACAGUUUCGCUUUAUUGGCCGAGAAGAACAACCGUUUACCUUAUUUGAUGCAACAUGGAAUCGAUAUUAUCAUGGCUUAUAUGCCUUAUGGACCAGGAUACGUUUACGUGAAACAAAUCGGUGAUGCAACUCGUAAAGCUACGGUAGCCGAUGUCACCAUUCAAACAAAUGGAAUCAUCAGCUCGUUCAAGGAUAUGAUCGGUACCCUCACUUGGAUGACUGACAACAGCAAGAAUAACGCGUACAAGAAAGCCGGCGGUUUAAUUCAGAACAUUGGAUGGCCGGAUAUGUUCAAAGAUUUCAUGGACACUACGGAUUUAGAUAAUUAUCAUAAGCCAGACUAUGCAAAAAUUGCUGAUUUGGAUCAAACAAAGUAUUGGGAUAUCUUGUUGAUCUUGAAAGCUGGAAUGGAGAGUCGGGAGAGUUUGAGAAAUCUUAAUGCACCGGCUGACAGAAAAAACUUUAUCCAAUCACCGGCAAUGGUCAAUGCUUGGUAUCAACCCGAGAGAAACUCGAUCACUUUCCCCUUCGCUGCGUUCAAUCCGCCAUACUACAAUCUUGACUGGCCACAAGCGUUUAACUAUGGAGGACAGGGUGGAACGGGAGGACACGAAUUGACACAUGGAUAUGAUGAUGAGGGAGUUCAAUUUGGACCCGACGGAUCUCUAUCUGGAUGUGAUAAUUUCCAUUGUGGAUGGAUGGAUAUGAAUUCCACAGCUGGAUUCACUGAUAUGGCACAAUGUGUUGUCACCCAAUACACUACCCAAUGUUGUCCAGUGAAGACCGGGAAUGUCCAUUGCGCGAAUGGAGCCACCACUCAAGGAGAGAAUAUUGCUGAUUUGGGAGGUCAACAAGCCGCUUACCGAGCCUAUCGAAGCUAUGUGUCAAAGAAUUUGAACGCCGUUGAAGAACCCCGUUUGCCUGGAUUGGAAGAUGAACCAGAUCCUCACCAAUCCACACGCGCCAGCCAGUUGUCGAAC
Mesorhabditis belari is the source of this 2409-nucleotide messenger RNA. The record is from the annotation of a GenBank genome assembly. NCBI's taxonomy places the organism in Eukaryota, Metazoa, Nematoda, Chromadorea, Rhabditida, Rhabditidae.